GUCCCGACUUGUCACAGAAGCUGGGAGGACAUAACCUGAACGGAGCGUGCAUUUGAUUUAAAUGAUUCUCAGUCCACGAUGAGAGCGCUGAGUUUACUGUGCGUAAUCGUGGGGCUGUGGGAGUACAGCCUGAGCAACAGAAACUGUCCCGACCUGAUCGUUGACAGCUGUCACUGCUCGGCUGAGAGAUCCAAGGAGCUGAGCAGGCAGCACGUCCGAGUCAAAGUUGUGUGUGAUGAUGUGGAUUUGAUGGACACCCUGCAGCCCAGCUUUCUGCCCAACAGAACUGUUUCCCUAAACCUGAGUAACAACAAGAUCUCCCUGCUGAGGAAUGGCUCCUUCUAUGGCUUGGCUGCCCUGGAAAAACUGGACCUGAAGAAUAAUUUGAUAAGCACAGUGGAGCCCGGGGCCUUCCGUGGUCUGCUGGCUCUGAGGAGACUGGACCUAUCCAACAACAGGAUUGGCUGUCUCUCCCCUGAAAUGUUCCUCGAUCUGGGCAACCUGUCAAAAUUGAAUUUAUCUGGGAACAUCUUUUCCACUCUGACCAUGGGACUUUUUACUCACCUCGUGGCUCUCAGAGUUCUGCACUUCCACACCGAGACUUUAUUCUGUGACUGUCAGCUGAAGUGGCUGCUCCUCUGGGCUCGAAGCAACUCGGUGAGGAUCGGGAACGACACGGUGUGUGUGUUCCCCACCCACCUCCACGGCCUGGAGUUUCGCAACCUACGUGAACAGCAGCUCAGAUGCGAUGGACCUCUGGAGAUGCCCCUCUUCCAGCUCAUUCCCUCCCAGAGACAACUGGUUUUUCGUGGAGACCGGCUCCCCCUGCAGUGCACCGCCUCCUACGUGGACCCGUCGGUGGAGCUGCGGUGGCGUCACAACGGCCACAUUGUGACCACACAGGAAGACCGGGGCGUUUAUGUGGAGGAAACCCUGCUUCACGACUGCUGCCUGCUGACCAGCGAAGUCAUCCUUUCCAACAUUGACGUGGCCAUCGCUGGCAUCUGGGAGUGCCUGGUGACCAGUUCCCGUGGCAACACUUCUCAGCAAAUGGAGAUAGUUGUUCUGGAGACGUCGGCGCCGUACUGCCCCACCGACAGAGUCACCAACAACAAGGGGGACUUCAGGUGGCCGAAGACUCUAGCUGGGAUUCUGGCCUUCCUGCCGUGUGCUCCUGCAACCUUUGGCUCUGCCCCCCACCCCUCUGGCAGUGCUCCUAACCCCUCCAGCCAGAGGGAGAAGAAGGCGUGGCGGCGCUGCGACCGGGCUGGGCGGUGGGCCGAAGAGGACUACACCCAGUGCCCUUACGCCAGCGAACUAACCCGCGUGCUGCACGAGCUCACCCAGAUAACUAUUAAUACCACCAACGCUCAGCCUUUGGGCCAGCAGUUAGUGGCUUUCACCAGCAGGGCGGCACACUUCACCGAUGUCAUGGACGUCAUCUUUGUCACACACCUGGUGGAGAGACUGACAAGGCUGGUGGACAAACGCAGAGAUCUGGGAGACUAUAUAUCAGAGAUAGCCAGUAACAUGAUGCUAGUGGAGGAGCACAUCCUCUGGAUGGCCCAGAACGAGGCCAGGGCGUGCACUCGGAUCGUCCAGUGUGUGGAGCGUGUUGCUGACCUGGCUCUGACCGGAGACAAUCAGGUCAUUUCUAAGGUAUCUGCUAACAUAGCUCUGGAGGCCUUUCUGAUCCGGCCGUCUAACUUUCUCGGUCUGUCCUGCACGGCGCUCGAACGGCCCCCCUCGUCUGCGCCUUUCCCCCUUCCUGACAGCCACUCCCACACUGACAAGGGCAUGAGCAGAGAGCGUGAUGCUGUGGGGGAAUCGUUGCUCAACUUCAAAUGCCACACUGUCAACAACAGCGGCUCACCGGCCAGUCAGCUCAGCAAGAACUCAGUGGCAGUCGCCUCAAUCCAUUUACCGCUGGCUGGUACGCCUAUCUCCUCCUCUGCGUUGCAAUCUGUUGAUAACUCCACUUGCAAGCUGCAGUUUAUUGUGUUUCGCAAUGGAAAACUCUUCCCUUGCACGGGGAAUUCGUCAAAUCUCGCAGAUGAUGGGAAGCGUAGGAGCGUUUCAACACCAGUUGCUUUCACCAAAUUAGAUGGGUGCAGCCUCGGGAGCGCCGUGCACUCCGUUACUAUUGCUCUCAGGCACUUCGCACUGGGUGUAGACCCCACCGCAGCCUAUUGGGAUUUUGACCUGCUGGAUGGACACGGUGGCUGGAGGGCAGAGGGCUGCCACAUAACAGGCUCCGGGGGCAACACGACCACUAUUCAUUGCACCCAUCACAAUAACUUUGCUGUGCUAAUGGAUCUGAAGAAGGUGCUGUCUUUCCCCCCAUACCCUGGGGAGUUUUUGCACCCGGUCGUGUAUGCCUGCACGGCGGUCAUGUUGCUCUGCCUCUUCGCCUCCAUCAUCACGUACAUAGUGCACCACAGCGCAAUCCGCAUCAGUCGGAAGGGAUGGCAUAUGCUUCUCAACUUCUGUUUCCACACGGCUCUGACCUUCGCUGUGUUUGCCGGCGGCAUCAAUCGAAUCAAAUACCCCAUCAUCUGUCAAGCAGUCGGGGUCGUGCUGCACUACUCGUCUCUGUCGACCAUGCUGUGGCUCGGGGUGACAGCGAGGAACAUUUAUAAACAGGUGACCAAGAAGCCUCCGCAGAGCCAAGACGGUGACCCGCCUCCGCCCCCUAAACAGCCCCUGUUGAGAUUUUAUUUAGUCAGUGGUGGAGUGCCCCUCAUCAUCUGCGGGGUCACGGCAGCCGUCAAUAUAGACAACUAUGGCAGCGGGGAGCAAGCACCGUACUGCUGGAUGGCAUGGGAGCCCAGCCUGGGAGCCUUCUUUGGCCCCGUGGCCUUCAUCGUCCUGGUGACAUGCAUCUACUUCCUCUGUACCUUUAUCCAGCUGCGGCGACAUCCGGAAAAGAAGUAUGAGCUCAAGCAGCUGACAGAGGAGCAGCAGAGGCUGGCUGCCGUCGAUGUGCCGACCCACUGUCACCAGGGAGCCGAGCCUGGAGCCCUGACGGCUCCACCCAGCGGGAGCUCCUGCCCCGCUGGCUGCCCAGGCGUUCCCAUCAACCCCGCGCUGCUGGCCAAUGAGCACUCCUUCAAAGCUCAGUUAAGAACAGCGGCCUUCACCCUUUUCCUGUUCCUGGCCACCUGGACUUUCGGCGCACUGGCCGUGUCACAGGGCCAUUUUCUGGAUAUGAUCUUCAGCUGCCUCUACGGUGCCUUCUCUGUCACCCUUGGCCUCUUCAUCCUCAUCCAUCACUGUGCCAAGCGUGAUGAUGUCUGGCAUUGUUGGUGUUCUUGUUGUCCUGGACGACGUGCCAACGCCUGCUCUGGUGCCCAUGGGCCUGCUCAAGCACGGCCUAAGGUCAACGUGAAUGGAGAUACCCCCGGGCAUGGCCAUGGUCACAGCCACUGCCACCAUGACUCACCGUGUCAGGGUAAAGCUCUGAUGAGCUGCGGUCAUGGCAGUUUAGGUCACUGUAAACAUGCCGCCCUUCCAUCCUCGCAAAAUCAUGUGACUUGCCUGGCACCGGUGACGCCAUGCUGCGCUGCCCUGCAUAGCCAGCAGCUGAUGGAAGAGGAGCCUGCGGCAACUCACGUUCUGCUACACGCUGACCCUGAGGGUUACAGGCCGGGGAUCCAGUUGCACCCCUGCCUAAAGAGCAGCACCAGGACUAAAGGCCGUCAUUUCAGCCGCCGGUCCGGGUCCGGCGCUUGUGGAGCGGGGAGUGAGAGGGAGUACGCCUAUCACAUCCCCUCCAGCGUGGAUGGAGGCAGCGUGCACAGCUCACACACUGAUAGCCCCCACAGCACACAUGAGCGUCACACCCACAUCUGUCCACAUCUGGCCCACGAAGGCCACCAUGAUGGGCAUCACACAUGCCACGCCGCUGCAGCCACCACGCACGAGGCCCUGGCAUGCCAUAAUCCUUGCCACAGGCAUAUCUGCUGCGCCAAGGCAGACCUUCUCCCUUCUCUGUGCCCAGCAGAGGCGGGUGACACAGGCGUUUUCCUGUGUGGCUGCGGCAAAGUGGCCGAGGAGGACCCAAUGGCAACACAUCACCAUCUGGAGAUGCACGCCCCGCGCAGACAAUCCUACCCUCAGAACCCGCCCAAUCAGAAUGGGAUUCUAAAAGGGGGCCUGCAUGAAGGACUCCUGUACACCUCGGACAGCACAGGGAAUAUACGCACUGGACCCUGGAAGAAUGAAACUACUGUGUAGUGUGGGAAGGGAAAA
Toxotes jaculatrix (banded archerfish) is the source of this 4251-nucleotide messenger RNA. RefSeq names its product adhesion G protein-coupled receptor A3. Gene Ontology annotation, cellular component: plasma membrane; postsynaptic density; glutamatergic synapse. Gene Ontology annotation, biological process: cell surface receptor signaling pathway; G protein-coupled receptor signaling pathway. The transcript has 19 exons. Bases 79 to 4236 code for a protein of 1385 amino acids. Gene Ontology annotation, molecular function: G protein-coupled receptor activity; protein binding. NCBI's taxonomy places the organism in Eukaryota, Metazoa, Chordata, Actinopteri, Toxotidae. The record is from RefSeq and is a predicted model, not a curated record.